GGCCGAGGCCGAGGCCGAGGGUGGCGGGGGGGCGGCGCUGGCCGGCGGCCGCCGAGGGCGGCGGCACCUCGCCAUGCGCUACAACGAGCGGGAGCUGCUCUGCCUGGCCCGGCAGCCGGCCGAGAAGGCGGCCGAGAUCCUCAUGCGGGUGCCCAAGAAGGGGAGCGGAGGAAGAAGCUGGCUGGAGGGAUAUGCAGACACAGAGAUGUGGAGGGAUUUAAGAGGCACCGAGGUGGAAGUGUUAAAGAAACGCCUUGUGAAGCUUGUUGUCAACUUUCUCUUCUACUUCCGGACAGAUGAAGCGGAGCCCAUCGGAGCUCUGCUGCUGGAGCACUGCAGAAUCACCAAAGAAGAAGAGAACGUCUUCUCAAUUAGUUUCAUUGAGGAGCCGGAGAGAAAAUACUGUUUUGAAUGUGACAGUGAAGAGCAGUGUCAGGAGUGGAUUGAGGCACUCAAGCGAGCCAGCUAUGAAUUCAUGAGGAGGAGCUUGAUUUUCUACCGGAAUGAGAUCCAGAAAAUGACAGGGAAGGACCCCCUGGAGCAGUACGGGAUCUCUGAGGAAGCCCGCUUCCAGCUGGGAACACGCAAGCAAUAACCCCCACGCUUGGGCUGAACUGGUGUCUGGCCACAGCCUUCCUCUGGAAGGGGUCAAACCCAAGCUUCCCCAGGGAGGAAGAGCAACAGUUCCCCACAGUGGUGACCAAGUGACUUUUUAAUUUAUUAGACAAGUAAUUUAGUAUGAUUUUUUUAAAGGGAAUUCAUUGCACAUUCCCACUUCUGGUGCCCCUGACCUGCCCCAGUGGUGCAGGCAGCCAGAGUCUUAACUGCUCACUGCAGACCAAAACUGCGAGCUGACUGGUGGCUGCACUGACAUCUCCGCAGGUGCCCCCUGCUUGCAUUGCUGUAGCUGUGGGAGUAAAACAGCCACCACUCAGAGCAAGAGCAGAGGAAGCAGGGACUGAAGAGAGUCCCCAGCAUCUGCUGUCGUCCAGCUUCCCUCUUCAUUCCCAUCCCCCUCCUGCAAUGAUUUACUCAGCUCUUCUGGCUCCAGCUUUUCCAGCAACCUCCAAGGGAGCUAUUGAGGGUUGUUCAGCCCCUCACUGUAAGAGGAUUCUCCAGCUGAUUGCAUUUCUGUGCUUGCAGGGUUAACCCCGUCAUGUCCUCUCCUGUUGGAAGCCAUUUUUGGUGCUGAGACGUCUGCUAGCAGAGUCUGAAGGCUGGGGGAAGGUGGAGGUGGGGAGCUUGGCAAGGAAGAGUGCAAAGCCUUCCACUAGCAGGGCCCACCCUGGCAGCUCAGCCAGUGCACCGGCUGGUGGGGAAGGGACAUCGCCUCCCCUGUGUCAAGGCAGCAGUGUCUGUGCAGUCACUAGCACCUGCCUCGGAAGGUUCUUUUUCUUCUUGGGGCAGGUGGUGCUAAUUGCUAGAAGUUUGAUGAAGCUUGGCCCCAGGGCCAGCUCACACUACAGAUUUUUAGCUAGAGUGCUCACACAAAUGCGUGAGGAGGGAGAGGCUGUUUGGCUGCAAAGCACUAGGGAAAGAGCAGUCUGAAAGCUCUGUGUCUUGUGAUCUUGCUUCCCUCUGCACUACUCCAGUGGGCUAAGCUGUGCAGUUACUUUGCUUCCCAGAGAGGAAAGCCAGACAGAGAGGUUUGUAAAGAGAGGAACUGCUACGUGCGCGUUUGCUCGAUGUAUGCGCUUCAGGGUGUGCAGAACUGCGCUUAAGCCCAGGGAGCCUGUGACAUCUGUGGAUUAACACUGUUCCUUGAGCCCUUUCUGCAGCUUUUUACUCCUUUGUGAGCUUGCAGAGGGAAAGACCUGAACAACUACCCCUGCCAAGGUCACAGAGACCUACACCAGCUCUCCCCUCUGCCAGGGAAUGAGUGCUGCCUUCCCUGGGACUCCUGUAAGGAAAUGAUAAGCAUUAAGGCACAGCAUUUCUCCUGGGAAGCUCUGCACCUUCAGGAAUCGCUAUGACUGCAGGAAGGCGAACCAUAGCCAGACGCAAGGGGCAGAAGGUUCCCCGCCACGCUUCCAUGCGUGUGCUUCAAGAGCCCCUGCUUCCUGAUCGCCGCCAGGACAGUCCCUCCAAGCCAAGACGUGACUUGUGCAAUAGCAGAGGGUGCGGCUGAGUGCUGCAGCUCACGGGAACAGAGGCCAUUCCUUGCCAAAAGAAAUCUGUGGAAUCUCACAGGUAACAUUUUCACGCAGUUGCUGACAGAAGAAGCUUCACUCAUGCCUGGGGCAGGAGAACGCAGCAAAAGGCUUCCAUUAACCCUGCAGAAGCACUUGGGUUUGACCUGAGCACGGGGUUUUGCAGCUUUUAUCUUCUUUCUACCUGGGAGGCAGGAAGGCUGCUGUGCAGUUAGGCAGCACGUGCUGAGCAAGCUGGGUUAGAGCAGCCUAUGCUGUGAUCCAGAUUUGAAGGGUAAGUUUCGAGUCUCUUGCUCUAUAAUGGGGAAUUAAUGCAGGAAGAUCAGCCUGUGCUUGCGAGCUUUAGUGGCCUGGCCUACCUUCUUUACCUCACGCUGGUACUAGGUACUAGGAGAGUGGCAGAUGCCAUUGAUGCUUUAUUUUUUAACCUCAAGCCCAAGAUUCUUCCUUUCUCUUCCCACAUAUCCCCGUUCCCUGCAGUGGUUCCAGGUGCUUGCUCCAGCCAUUACCAAAAUAAGCAGAGGGACAGCAGUCCUGCAUAAUAAACUGAGGACCUGAGAAGUUGGAGGCAGAAAGUAGGUUAUUUUUGAUGACAGAUGGCAACUCCAGGGGAAGCAGCAAUAAGGGAUUAAAAGCAGGAACAUAUCAGAGCUUGUGCUUUAGGGAAUUAAGUGUCCUCAGAUGACUUUAAAGUGCAUUUUAAUCUUCGUGAGCCUACUCUGCUUCACUUCAGCACAGGGACAUGUUCCUGACGUGCUGGUGGGGUAGACAGCUACCUUAUUUACUGUGAUAAUAAAAAGACUUGUCCAUGUAGUCGCUAUAGAGGUCUUACAGGUGAUAGACGUGCUUCAGGCUCCCAGCAACAGGAUAAUCCGAAUUGCACGGGAGCGUGUUGCGGUUCCUCGUCGGCAGUUCUGGGUGAGCAGAGCGGCCACGGGCUCCCGCAUCAAAGCGGCAGGUAUCAUCUCGACUGUGCAGCCAUCAGCAUUAGCUUACCGGUGCGUGAACCAGACUGCAGAAAGGAAAGGUUUAAGUUCAUUCCAGCCAGUUUCGGAGGCAGAACGUCGACAUCCACACGUAAGCUGAGUCAGUUCCCCAAAGUCCAGUGAGUUCUUUAAUAUGCCAAGUGAACCUCUCUAUAAGCAAAACCCUAGGAAUUUAGUCAAGACUUGAUCCUCUGGAGCAAACAAGUCCAGCACUACAGCAAGGUUCACUGUUGCUGCCAGCCACCUUCAAUAGCUAACACAGGUCUCUGCUGUGUGCCUUCCACUACUAUCAGUAGCUUCCUCUUUGUAUGAGUCUUUCAGAAGGUAGGUCUCACACCUACCAUCUUCACUGUAUGUAAAUUGGGCAUUUUAUUUAGAUGUUAGGGAUAGGGAACAGUUGGGUGAGCAAGCCAGACUCCCAACGCUUAUUUAAGAAAUGACAUUUCUUAACUGAAUGUAAGACAAAUGCUGUGAAAAGUUACGUGGGCCUGUCGCAGGCCCAGUAACUUGGUUAGCUAGAUCAACUUUGAGAGUAGUGCUAGGACACUGGGUUAGGUUACAGGAGUAAGGGAAGAUGGUACUUCUAGCCACUUGAGAGAUCUACAUUAACUGCUGGUGAUUUAUAGACAAAUGUUUGUUUUUCAUACUCUGUUCACUAUGAUUUUUGUAUUUCGGUGGCCUGUUCCAAUGAGCAUUGAGUACAGGCUCCCUGAAAGUAUACUGAAGCUGUUUAUCUGUUAUACGAUGAAUGUUUCCAAUAAAAAUUGUUUUAAUCAG
Messenger RNA from Rhea pennata, 3913 nucleotides. RefSeq names its product pleckstrin homology domain containing J1 (gene PLEKHJ1). NCBI's taxonomy places the organism in Eukaryota, Metazoa, Chordata, Aves, Rheiformes, Rheidae. Gene Ontology annotation, cellular component: early endosome; recycling endosome; trans-Golgi network. Bases 74 to 595 code for a protein of 173 amino acids. The record is from RefSeq and is a predicted model, not a curated record. Gene Ontology annotation, biological process: receptor recycling; endosome organization; retrograde transport, endosome to Golgi. The transcript has 7 exons.